AUGUCUGUGCCCAAUAUUGAAAUCCUCACCAUCAAUGAUAAGUCUCCAGAAGAAAUUUCAACAGAACCAGUGGUUCCUCAUGAACGUCAAAUCGUUGAUAAUGUCAUCAAAUUAUGGAAAGAAGAUUCUGCAAAUGAAGAUCUAGGUGUCUCAAAAUUACAUGCUUUAGUUAAAGAAAACAAUCCAAAUUGGUCUUUAAGUGAAAAAAGAUUGAAAACAGUUUUGAAAAGCUUCAAUUUAUUAAACAGUGCUCAACAAUUCACUUAUGCCAAUGAAAUCACAUCUAAAGAAACUCCGAAUUUAACACUUCCCAAAAAUGUUCGUUUACAAUUCACUAAGAAUAGAGGGAAAGGUCUUUAUUCAACAAACUCUUUGAAAGAAGGUGAAUUAAUUUGGGAAGAGAAAACUCCACUAUUUUUCAUUCCACCAUUGGAUAGAUUAAAUAUCAUUGCAAACUCAAAAGCUUGUACUUAUUGUGGUUCUUUAAUAUCUACAAACAAUUCUUCAAGAUCUGUUUUGAAAGGUUUGGACUGUAAUGUUUGUAAAGAUGUUUGGUGUUCACAAUUUUGUAAAAAGACUGACAAGAUUCAUCAGUUAUUAAAACAUAAUGUUUAUCAUGAUGAUACAACCAAGAAAUCAAGUAAAAAGCAAAUAAUAUCUUCAAAUUGGAUCAAAUAUGAAACUUUUUGUCAUGAUAACAAAUGGAAUGCUGCUUUUGCCGUGGGAUUAAUUCAUGCUUAUUGUAUAAAUGAUAAAUCAGGUGUGCUUUCAAAACAAUUUGAUGCAAUGGCUAAAGUUAGACAAGAUAUUAGAUAUAAGGCUAUUGAUUCUUCAGGUAUUGGGGCAAGUUUUGAUAAUAGUAAUAAUGGCGGUGGUGCUCUUUUCGUUAAAGAACAACAAGUGUCAUUAUGGAAACAAGGUCAUGAAAUGUUUAAUUCUAUUUUCCCAUUAAAUCAAGUUUCAUAUGAAGAAUAUCUAACUUUUUUGGGUACUUAUAACAUCAAUAACAUUGAUAGUUCUUUGUUCUUGAUCCAAUCACACUUAAACCAUAAUUGUGAUCCAAAUGUCCGUGUUGUGUUUGGUGAUAAGAAAACGGAUGGUAUUAAAGUUUAUGCUAAAAGAGAAAUAAGGGCAAAUGAAGAAUUAACGACAAGUUAUGUUAAUCCUUCACAUUCAUUAAACCAAAGAUUAAGAGAACUAAGGGUCAAUUGGGGGUUCAUUUGUAAUUGUAACAAGUGUAAAGCAGAUGCUAAAUCGAUCCAGAGAAAAAAAUCCAAUGAAACUGCUUCAUCAAAUACCAAAAUGGAGAUUAAAAAAAUGUUGGUUGAAAACCAUGAUGGUAAGGAAUUUGAAAUUGAAUCUCCAAAUGAUCUUGAAGCAAAUACUGGUGAUAGGUCAAGAAGAAAAUCCGUUAGAUUUGAUGAAAAAGUCAUUGCAGUUAAUAAUAAUGAGAAAUGA
This is a messenger RNA of Hansenula anomala, 1458 nucleotides long. RefSeq names its product S-adenosylmethionine-dependent methyltransferase (gene SET5). The transcript has a single exon. The record is from RefSeq and is a predicted model, not a curated record. The coding region runs from base 1 to 1458 and encodes 485 amino acids. NCBI's taxonomy places the organism in Eukaryota, Fungi, Ascomycota, Saccharomycetes, Phaffomycetales, Wickerhamomycetaceae. Gene Ontology annotation, molecular function: protein binding.